This is a messenger RNA of Triplophysa rosa, 3037 nucleotides long. It is a transcript of the gene tsen54, whose product is annotated as TSEN54 tRNA splicing endonuclease subunit. The record is from RefSeq and is a predicted model, not a curated record. Lineage: Eukaryota; Metazoa; Chordata; Actinopteri; Cypriniformes; Nemacheilidae. Gene Ontology annotation, biological process: tRNA-type intron splice site recognition and cleavage. Bases 44 to 1579 code for a protein of 511 amino acids. Gene Ontology annotation, cellular component: tRNA-intron endonuclease complex. The transcript is spliced from 11 exons.
CCCUUUGCGCAUUAGGACCCUGAACACAGCGGAUUCAGUAAAUAUGGCAGACAGCGAAACAUCGGCAGAUGCUCGCAAACACAAGAUUUUUCAGGAGCUUCUUAGUCCAUCAGAACUGUUUCAGGCAAGAUGCCAAAGUCAUAAGAUACCGGUGAAGGGUCAAAAAGAUUUUCUGCCCAAUGCUUCCGAGCAUCAGAGGAGUCGACUACAGCAGAGUCUGGAUGAACACUGGACGCUGCUGCAGGAGGAGAGAGUCGAGAGACUGGGAAAUCUUGUGAAAGCUGUAUGGGUCUCUGAGGAAAGACGAGUGGAAUUGCAGUCACCAGCGGGGAAGUUUUGGCACUCGAUGGGUUUUUCAGAUAGAGGAAAGCAGUGCCUACAUGCUGAAGAGGCUCUCUACCUCAUGGAAUGUGGGAAUGUGCAGGUCUUCUACCGUGAUCUUCCCUUGUCCAUCCAGGAGGGAUAUGAACGAUUCCUCUCUUCCGAAACUCUGACUGUUGACCAGUAUCAGGUUUAUGGACAUUUGAAAAGGCUGGGGUAUGUUGUGAACAGAUUUGACCUCAGUUCAGUGCCAUCUGAAUACGAGAGACAGCUCAAUCUGCCAGCAUCAGUAGACAGACAGAGAAAACCGGUGAAGAGGAAACGCAGUCAGAGUCCCGUCUCCAGCGACAACCGCAGCACAUCGCCGCUGGAGAAGACGACAGCUGAACACCAAAGUGAAAAGCAAGUUAAGUCCAAUGAGUCACUAGCAGGCCAAACAACUCCAGAUCAACCUCAGGGGGAGCUUAUGGAGUCACUUCCAGCUCCAGAAGACUCUUCUGAAAGGACGUGGUGGACGGAAGAGCACAUCCAACCUCCAUCUGCCCAGUCCCAAACCAGAGCUCCUCGCUGGGACUUCAAAAACCUCUCUUUCCCAGACCUGGGCUCAUGGUCACGUUCGGCCUGUCUGGAGUCUCCGGACCCGAGCCUGCUGCCUGGAGCUCUGGAGGUGGGCGACUGUCACAUGACUCCGUGGCUGAGAAGACUCAACGUGAAGGAAGAGAAGCUGUCACGCCGGCAAAGGGACCGCCAGAGAGAUCGAGAUCGCUACCACAGGGAUAUUAAUCGUGACCCCAAGGUACGGGACUGCGGGAACUGGGCGGAGUAUAUAAAGCUGAUGGAGGAGAGGAGGAGACAACAGCAGAAGCAGAGACCUGCACACCUGUGGGAGAGGGAGGUGACGCCUCUGACUCAGCCUGGCCAGUGCACAUCACACCGUGAAGUGCUGGAGCGGAUCAGCAUUAUCAAAUCUUCAAGCUGGUGGGAGGGUGUUUCCAGAGCACCCCCGGCUGACCAGUGGAAGAUUAGCUUUGAUGUUUACCAGCCGGACACGGUGGCCGAAUUUAAAAAGAGCCACCCCGGAAAGCCCUACAGCCGCAUUUGUGUGUGCAGUUUCGACGGUCCUGUACCUGAUCUGCGCAUCAUGAAGCAGUUGUCCUGCCAAAGUGGAGAUGUCCCAGUGACGUUUGCGGCGGUGGACCACGGAGACAUCUCCUUUUACUGCUUCAAGAACUUCCGACUGCCCUCAGAUGUGUAUUAAACUUUUAGGAGUGAACGCAUCCACAUUUCAGAUGAAUUGCAUCUAAUUGCAUAAAUGUUCAUCUCAGGGUAUUCAUGUGAUUUUAUUAAAAAGAAUUGUGCCAUGCUUCAUUUUUACUGUUACAAUAACACCAGCAGACACUGUAUGUCAUUUAUAUGCCAGCGUAGUUUAAGCAACCCGGGUUCAUUCAAGGCUCAAGCUUUGUUUUUAUGGUCCUAGUGUAUUUGUGUGCUUCAUAUUGCCUUGGUUUACCUGUAUUCACAUCGAUGGUCAUUCUUUAUUUAGAUUCGGUUCAGUUGCAGUUUACAGUAAUAUUUGGAAUGGUGAAUGCUUGGCACGUUGCUUAAAUGGUAAUAAAGCAAUCAUUCGGAUGCCAUGUGCUUAUAUUGUGUAUUUCUCUAGCUGCUGGAAGAAUGUACUAAGGCGCAUCUUUGGGAAGUCCGAGUUCUUGAAGGUUGUUGAAUUAUUGGUGUUCACCUUCUGAAACAAUGAAACAGAACUCGGGUGUCUAUUGGUAUGGAAUCAAUGUAGGUUCUUUUUAAUGGACUUUGAUGUUGACCUUUGGGGUUCCUCUUGGCCAAAGAUUCUGUAAAACCUGUUAGAUGUGAGAAAGAUUGUGACCGUACAACCUUUUGAAUGGAUGGUACGUUUGCAUUUCAAAGCCUUAUUUUUAUUAGCGGGAUGCUCCCUAUCUGGUUCUUUUGUGCUUGCGCUAUCAAUAAAUCUAAUGGUUUUUGAAGAAUGACGACCAGGUCAACUGGCUUUCAGUAUUUAAGUGGUUUGUGUGAUUAAUUAUAUUCACACAAUACAAACAAGUGCACCAGUAUUGUCAAUGUAAUUACAUGCUGUUUGUCAUAUAAAACCAGCCAACAGAACUCAAUUUAAGUGAAAUAUGAGGCCUUUUAUGAUGAAAAUGUGUGUUUAAAACAAAACAAGAAACAGCAAUACAUGCAUAGGUUGAAAUGGAAAACACUCCAUAUGCUUUGGUUGCAUGGAAUCAACGUCCUACAGUUCAUGCAGGUCAUGCAUAUAAAUCAUAAACGCAUACAUCAUACGACACAACUUUCAUUAUUGCUAAUCAAGUUCUGUACAAGCACACUCCAUAUUUCACUGACGCCUCUGGAAGUCUAUACUGAGUCAAUAAAGCUGUCGUAUUUUACAAUGAUUCCUUUUAACCACACGUAUGGGUGUUUGGGCAGGUGUCUAUUAAUCAUUUUUAAAUUCCUGAUCAAUUCAAGUUGUUUUUUUACACGAUUUACAGAAAUAAUGUUGUUUUUAUUUAUUGAACUUGUUCUUUAUUUUAAGCAUGAAAAAUGCCGACAAAGACAUGAUGUCAGCUUUUGACAUACUUUUCUUGCACAUAUCUUAUUGUAGUUAAACUACAAGCACAGGAGGAGGUGGGGCAUGUGUUUCACUCAGUGCAUAAAUAUGAGUGAAUAACAGUAAUCUGUGCAAGAC